This is a messenger RNA of Brugia pahangi, 258 nucleotides long. Lineage: Eukaryota; Metazoa; Nematoda; Chromadorea; Rhabditida; Onchocercidae. The record is from the annotation of a GenBank genome assembly.
AUGUCUAUGAGUUGCGAAGUAUUACAUAAGUGGCAAGAAGUUAUGGGAUUUUACAAAAAUACCAAGGGCUCCCCCGCUCGUAUCAUCAAGAAUCCAUCCUCAUUUAUGCACCAAACAUGCGGAUUAAUCGCCCUAAGGUCAAAGCAUCCGGAAACAGAGACCUUGCUAGAACGCUUAAUAUCAAAACUACUUCCAAAAAAAACACAUCCCUCCGAAUGCAUCCUACGCGUUGACCCCUCAUCACCUUCCCAUGCCUAA